AAUUUGGAUAUUAUUAGCCGGGGUUUGGGCACGUGACAUUGCAGCAUCAUGCGGCUCGGGAAAAAAGUUGGAAUGAAUCGCUUCGGACUAAAAGAUUAUUAUAGCGAUGCCACAGCUUUAUAAAGAUUUUUGCUAUAUAACAGAUAAAUAAAUAUAUUUCAAUUAGUAAUAAUUAAUUACAUCAACCAAAAAAUACGUAAUUACUUGUUCAGUAUAUAGAUAAUUAUGACUACAUCAACAAUUGUAUCACCAAGUUUAAAAAGUACUGCUACUUCUAAGAUAAUAACAUUAGCUGCAGGAUGUUUCUGGGGGGUUGAAAGAGUAUUUCAAAAGCAAUUUGCUGGUAAAGGUUUAUUAGAUGUAAAAGUUGGUUAUGCCAAUGGAGUUCAAAAUCUUGAUACAGUCACUUAUGAAAAAGUUUGUACUGGAAGUACUAAUUUUGCUGAAAGUAUACAAGUUUCUUUUGAACCAGCUCAAUUAAAGCUCGAAGAUAUUUUAGAUAUCUUCUUCAGAAUGCAUGAUCCAACUACUGUCAAUUCACAAGGUCCAGAUGUUGGUACUCAAUACAGAUCUGCUAUUUUCACACAUUCUGCUGAUGAAAGAGAAUUAGCUUUGAAAUUAAAGGAAGAAUAUCAAAAGACAUGGUAUCCAAAUCAUACAGUCGCCACUAUUAUUGAACCAAUUAGUAACUGGUAUGAUGCUGAAGAAUACCAUCAAAAGUAUUUGGAAAAAAAUCCAGCUGGUUAUGAAUGUCCUUCACAUUUCAUUAGAACUAAACCAAAGAUCUAAAGUCCCUCUGGUUUAGUAAGAUUCUUUCAUUGGUUGACCAAACAAUAGACUAAUAAUGAUGGAAUAAACAAUGUAAAUGAAUGAUGAAUUGGCCUAUAUUGCCGUUUAAUUAAUUGAAUUUGUGUAUAUAUGUAUAUUAAUAUAUUCGUAGCACUCAUUAUUUGAAUUUCUUAUAAUUCAGAACUUAAGAGUAUUAUUGUAGGACUGAUAUGAG
Molecule: messenger RNA, 1003 nt
Organism: Scheffersomyces amazonensis
Lineage: Eukaryota; Fungi; Ascomycota; Pichiomycetes; Serinales; Debaryomycetaceae
Gene: MXR1
Product: peptide-methionine-S-sulfoxide reductase
Exons: 1
Coding region: 226-789 (187 amino acids)
Molecular function (GO): peptide-methionine (S)-S-oxide reductase activity
Source: RefSeq, a predicted model, not a curated record